AUGAAAGGGCACUGGCGUAGUGUUGAUCUGCCCUCAGGGUUUGCUGCUGAGGGGGUUUUAGGUUUAGAAGAAUUUGUCUUAGAUGAAGAUGCACCAGCAAAGCAGCAAAAGAUAAACAACAAGAAAAGAAAACAAAAGCAGCAGCAGCAGCAGCAACAGCAGCAGCAGCAGCAGCAGAAGGAUGAGCCCUCCACGCAGACAGCAACAAAGGCGGAGGCAAAACGAAAGAAAAGAAAAAUACACAAGCAGCAGCAGCAGCAGCAGCAGCAGACAGAUGAAGCAGCAACAACUCCCAGCAGCAACAGCAGCAACAGCAGCAGCAGCAGCAGCAAAGAGGGAGAGGAUGCAACGUACGAACUGGUUGCAGCUGCGUCCACAGAAACAGCAGCAGCAAGAGAAGCAGGAGGAGGAGCAGCAGGAGCAUCAAAAGCAUCAACAGCAGCAGCAGCAGCAGCAGCAGCAUUUGAUUGUUUAUACGACAGCUAUGAAUUAGUAGGAGAGUUAUCUGAGGGUUUACAGGGGUGGGGUUGCUGCCUAAAUGGAGAUAUAUGUUUGCUGCACCCUGCAGUUUCUCGUGUGCUGCUGCAGCAGCAGCUGCUGCACCCAACACCGGUGCAGCAGCAAACGCUGCUGCAUGCAGUUAGAGACAGAAAAGAUGUAGUUGCUUCUGCUCAGACAGGCUCAGGCAAAACCCUUAUCUUUGCUCUUCCUAUAGCUAGCUGCUUAGCUAGCCAGCUAGCUAGACGCCUCGAGAAGUGGUCAGAGAAGCAGCAGCAGCAGCAGCAGCAGCAGCAGCAGCAGCAGCAGCAGCAGCACGGGAAAGAAGAAGAAGAAGAAGAGCAUAUGGAGAAGCAAAGGCAGCAAUUUUUGCUGCAGCAAACACAGCCUAAAGGACCUGCAGCACUUAUCUUAGAACCCACCAGAGAAUUAGCCCUGCAGGUGUUGCAGGUGGUGCAGCAGCUGUGUACGUACACCCCAGUACGUGCUGCAGCAGUUGUAGGGGGCCUCUCUUCUGCGAAGCAGCUCCGCAUUAUUAGCAGCAGCAAACCUUCAAUAUUGAUUGCAACCCCCGGGCGUCUGUUGGCGCUGCAGCGGCAGCAGCAGCCUGAAACAGCAGCAGCAGCAGCAGCAGCGUCUGCUGCUGCUGCGGUAGCGGCAACGGCAGAGGGGCGAGGAGAGCAACAGCAGCAGCAGCAGCAGCAGCAGCAGCAGCAGCAAACACGAAGAGAUCGAAUUGCUGCAGAGGGCCUCUGCUUCGCACAAAAUUUCUCUUUGCUGCAGUUCCUUGUCUUAGAUGAAGCAGAUAGGCUGCUGCUGCAGCAGCAGCAGCAGCAGCAACGCAGACACCGCAGCAAGAAGAAUAAAAAACACUCGAAGAAGCACAAAAUAACAACUCCACCAACAGAGACGGAGCUGCUGCUGAAGAUUGUAUAUGCGCAGCUCGAUGCUGCCUCACCUGCAGCAAACAGCAGCAGCAGCAGCAGCAGCAGCAGCAAGCGGAAGAAGCAGCAGAAGCAGCAGCAAGUCGUACCCAGCCAGCUUAGGGGGCGUGCAGCAAAGCUGCAGACAUUUGUUUUAUCGGCAACGCUCAGCUUCUCGCUGCAGCGGAAGCAUCAAGGGCUGCAGCUUAGCAGCAGCAGCAGCAGCAGCAGCAGCAGCAGCAGCAGCAGCAGCGGGAGGGAAGGGGGAGACGAAGAGUCAGCUGAUGCUGCUGCGCUGCUGCAGCACGUGAGAAUACGACCGAAGCAAUUGGUUGCUGUGCGCAUUUCGGAUGAGGAGCAGCAGCAGCACGUCUGGCAGCAGCAGCAGCAGCAGCAGCAGCAGCAGCAGCAGCAGCAGGGAGAGCAAGAGCAGCAGCAGGUCUGCAGCAAACUACCCGCCACCCUUCGCCUCAGCGUAUGGAAAUGCCCUCUAGAAACAGAUAUGGAGGUGCAGCUUGUUGCUUAUUUGCUGCGUACAUUUGAUAAGAAGGCCGAGGAGCAGCAGCAGCUGCGCGUGCUGCUGUUUGUUAAUGCAAUUUCUUAUGUCUAUAGACUGGAGGCUCUGCUCUCGUUCAGCAGCAGCAAGUACGGUUUAUUAGUAAGCACCGAUAUGAGUGCAAGGGGUUUAGAUUUUAAAGAAGUCGAGAAAAUAAUUAAUUUUCAGAGACCAAGAGAUCUGGAGACCUUCAUUCAUAGAUGCGGCAGAACAGCACGCGCAGGCAGACACGGAGAGGCGAUUUGUUUUGUUUCUAGCAGCGAGUUAGACAGCUGGCGGAGACUGCUAGAGAGCAGCAACAUUAAUAUUUUUUUGACACCUUCUCCUUUAGGGGAUGUCUCUGGGCUCAAGGCAUUCGCCUGGAUUGAGGAGAAGCAGAAGAGAACAAACGGCAUGCUGCGAAAGUUAGCAGCAGCAGCAGACAUUGCUUGGGAUUCAGAGGCAUCAGAGGAAGACAAAGAAGAUAUAAAAAUUAAAAAUAAAAUCAAACACAAUAACGCAAAAAAGAAGCUGCAACAGAUUCUCGCUCGCUAUGUGCCGUGA
Molecule: messenger RNA, 2520 nt
Organism: Eimeria acervulina
Lineage: Eukaryota; Apicomplexa; Conoidasida; Eucoccidiorida; Eimeriidae
Product: ATP-dependent RNA helicase, putative
Exons: 8
Coding region: 1-2520 (839 amino acids)
Molecular function (GO): ATP binding; RNA helicase activity; RNA binding
Source: RefSeq, a predicted model, not a curated record